Molecule: messenger RNA, 2510 nt
Organism: Perca fluviatilis (European perch)
Lineage: Eukaryota; Metazoa; Chordata; Actinopteri; Perciformes; Percidae
Product: cortexin-1
Exons: 2
Coding region: 847-1122 (91 amino acids)
Source: RefSeq, a predicted model, not a curated record
UGCAGGGACGGUCAUAAGUGGGCAGGACUUAAAGCUCCGGACACAGCAGCAGAGGUGCUGCAGAGUUCAGACCUGGAGCUCCGUGUGCAGGCUCAGCGAGACCGGAGCUUUCUGCGGUGCUGAACCGCUCCUGAGGCUGCUGGUGCUGCUGCUGCUGGAUCAUCACUCCAAGUUUCCCAUCACAUGUACUCAUCUGUGACAACAGCCGGGAAGUAUCUUGAUGACUGAAUCCCCAAAUGAAGACAUUCCUGGUGAUGAAAAUAGACAACUCACUGCAACACGACCAACUGAAACGCAGCUUAUUUACAACCUGCAAGCCCUUUGAUUGAUCCAUGGAACAUCAUCUUCAGCCACUCGAUUGGGAUUUCUUUGCACUUUGUAAUCACAAUAAAUGCCCCUCUAGGGCUGCUACAGGAUAACACUUCACAAAUGGACAAAUAAACUGAGGAUCGUGCCGAUGAUUUGAAGUUAAAGCCGUGACCUCGGCUUUUGUAUUGUUGACUACUCUUGAGGGAUCUACUGUAAUGAAACACUCACUGAGCAUGCCUCGGCUUGCUGCUCGGCUCGCCAGAGGGCUUAUUCAUUUGCGCUACUAAUUUGCCCCGCGGUAGAUCUGCUGAAACUAUUUCUUUGCCCUGUGGCCUUGUGGGAAACACUGUGGCCGAGUUCAAUCUGUUGACAUCUGCCAAAUUUUUAACAUGUGAUCUCCUUCUGGGUUUAGAAAUCAAACUCGCUAUAACAAAGGUGACCCUGCAGAGCCAUGCAUGUUCCUCAUCUCUUCUGACUGCAAAAUAAAACCUACACAGCAAACAAUUUGAACCGUCAAAACAUUCCCUCACUUCCACGAUGAGUGACACAAACUACUGGGUUGUGGACUAUGAAGUCUCCUCUCCUGCUCCGCCCGGCUUCCCCAGGGGCCCGGCGGUGCUGCAGCCCACGGCAGGGCACCCCGAGCAGGGAACGGCCCUGUGUUUUGUUGGCCUCCUCGUUCUGCUGCUGCUCUUUCUGGUUGUUCGCUGCAUCCGUAUCUUAUUAGACCCGUACAGCAGCAUGCCGUCAUCCUCGUGGACGGACCAUAAGGACGGGCUGGACAGAGGACAGUUUGAUUAUGCGCUGGUGUGAAGAUAAGGGGUGAUCAGGAGAUGGAGAGAAGGAUGAAUUUGGAGACAUGUAAAGGUUUUUUUGAGGGACUUCACUGUUUAAAGCUCCUGAAAAUGAAACUGUUUGUUGUUUGGAUGGGGUACUGGAAUGCAAUGCUGUAAAGAUAGCAGCAUAAAAAAAAACAUUAAACCGUAUCUUGUAUGAGGAUUUAAUUCAGAGAGAAAUGGAGGAGACGUACCAGAAGUCCUGCAUCCAUUUUAAUUCACAGUAAAUUAAUGAUGUAUUGGAGACUUAUGGUGUGUAUGAUGUCACACUGCAGCUUCUAGAGUAACACUGCAGGAAGAGGGUGAUCAGUAUCGCAGCAUUACGUUAAGACUCCUGUUUGUCAUGUCAUUUUGUAAUUCUAUAAUGUGUUUACAAAUCCCAGGGCUGAAUUAUAAAAAGAGAGCAGAGCUGCUGCAAGAGAGGCUCUGAUUGAAUAAAAGAGAAAUCGAAUAAGUUUAGGGCAGACAUGGAAGUCAUUUAGACAGAAUUAAUAUGCACUAUUACAGCAGAUUUAAAGCGAGAUCGUCAACUGUAUAUGACGUUUUACUGUUGAAAUGUAAAAAUGACAGCUUUGAGCCUUUUUGGGAAAUGCAUCUGAACCAAGAAUUCAGAAGAUGUCGUAGUUUCUCUGAAACUGGAAACCUUUUAUUUUUAAUGUGAACUAUGCUGGGUAUUGUAAGGUAUUUGUACCACCUCUAACAUGAUCCUCAGGUAAAAUGAUUCCUAACUAACCAAAGCCUCUAUAAUUCGAGGGAAUCACUUGAUUUGUCUUCUGAAAUUGUUUGUGACUCUAUUUUCUUUCAAAUUCCCUGUGUCCUAAAUUUCAAUCUCAUCUCAUUAUGAAAGCUGAUGUAUUAUAAUACAUAACAGUUAACACAACAUAUUUUUAUUUGAGGUUUUGCUAGUUCAUGUCGCAAUCCCUUUAAGAGGCUUAUGAAGCUCAGUUGUGAUUAUGAAAUGCAUCUAUACCAAUUUCCUCUCCCUAAUCCUUUUUGCCUUUAGGGUUAGUGCACCAGCCAAAUCAGUUCAACAGUGCCUGUAGGAAUAUGUGAAAAGCUAAUAUCUAUUUCAUACAAAUUUUACCUUUUGCCUUUUGUUUUGUAAUAUUGUUUCUGCCCUUAUUAAAGUGAAAAGUCCUCUCUUUAUAAAACAAAAAAUGGUUAAGUAUUGAUAUUUGAUUGAUUUGUUAAAAAGUUGAUUUGUUUCAUUAAUGAUGACCAAAAGACUAUUUAUUAUACCAACCUAUUGUAUAUGGUCCAGCUUCCUGGAUGUAGACUCUUGGUUGUAAAAAAAGUUAUUUUCCUAAUGUUUCUUCAAACUGGUAUUCUGUUUUUUUGUUAUGAAAUAAAAAGCUUUUGUCUUGA